AUUAAAUUUUCAUUAGAGGCUUAUGGGACUUAUGGAAUGACCUUCCUAGUGAAGUGUAAAUAUUGCAGAUCUGGAUGACAUAUUUAUUGUCAUACACACUUAAUGAUUCAACCAGAUAAGAUUAAAACGGAAAUGGUUUUAUCAGAUGAUUUCCCAAGCUAUUGCCAAAUUUGCUGGUUGAUAAGUCCCAGACAAACGAUACAACGAUUCAGUCUUCGAUUGAGCGCUUGUGAGGCAAACGUACCCAAAAAAAAUGCAUCCGUUACAAACCGAUCCCGGUAAGCUCGUUGAGGCUAAUCUCUCCAGCAGACGCAACAGUAUUUUCAACAGACAGCUACUGAUUGCCGCAGAUGGUGGAGAUAUUGGUACAAUCAAAACCCUUAUCGAAUCCGGUGCCGACGUGGACUUUGUAGAUAACGACGGAAAUACGGCGUUGCACUAUGCGGCUUCGAGGGAUAGGCUUGAGGUGGUCAGAUUGCUGGUGCAGCAAAUGACGGAUGUGAACGUUGAAAACAAUUGCAACCGGAUGCCGCUGGAUCUUGCGCGGAAACGGGGCGAUGUUGUGAUUGUGGACGCAAUUGAAGAGCAGAUAUUGAAGAACUCACUAGCGGUUCUGAAGGAAAGGUGUCCAGGAAGGCAACAGCAGUCUCAUCUGAAGCCACAAAAGAUCCACUUUGUCGAGAAUACCUUUUCUGGAAAAUAUUUUACCAAGUUGUCGUUCAAGGACGUAGAGAACAUCUUGGACAUGUUGUAUACAAAAAGCGAAACUGAAGUUAUGUUUGGUGCAGUGAAAGUUGAAUGUUUAAGUGAAACAAUUAAGGAAAGUCUGAAAACAAACAAAACUUGUGUAUUUUUAGUUGAACUAAACGAACAGCACUGGGCAACGAUAGUUAAAUUCACUAACGCUGAUAAAAAAUCAUUUCGAUACAUUUGUUGCAACCACAAAGAUAGUAACCAUCAAGUGCUGUUAAAAGUUAUAAAAGAUUUGCAAAUAGUUGACCAUGAACAAUACAAUUUUCCACAAUGUAACGUCAAUGAUUCGGCCAUAAUUGCUACUAAAUGUGCCGAAUUUGUAUAUCACGACAAAUUGUAUGAUGUGAGCAAGCUUGAGAAAAUAAAUACCAAAGAAGAAAGAAUACUUUUUGCUAACUUGCUAAACGAAAAGAAAAGGACAGAGGAGAAAAUUCAAUCCUGUUUGCAAUCAUUGAAACAAUGGAACCAAACUUACGAUCGCAGCGAAUUUAAUUUCAAAAAUUCUAACAUUUUUGUAUUGUUUUUGGAAACAUUUGCUUUGGAAGACACUUAUCCGGUAUUCCCAAGUAAUGGUGAAGAAGAAAACAAAGACAUGUUGAAAAAAAUCAAGAAAAUUAAAAAAGAGUAUUUUUCGCACUUUUAUUUUAAACCCAAAAAUCACAAAACCGAAGGACAGCCAGAUUUGGGGCUCAUAAGUGAUGCCAGAAGUAGUAUUCUGCAUGGAAGUCGAAUCGUGACUUCUGAGGAUUUUAGUAAAUUUGUCGGCGAAGGAAUAAGCGUUAAAGAUUUUUUCCUCAAAUUGGAAAAGUUCACAAAUAAAAUACAUAAUAAAUUAAAAGGUAAAUGUGGCCUGGUGCAUCAUACUCUGAAGUGUAACUCAUUUUUAGCACCGAAAGAUUCGUUUAAAGAACAAGGAACAAAAGAAGGAGAGCAGGAAUUUCUUGAAUCAUUUGUAACUCAAUUGUACUCCCCAGAAAAAGAAUUAAAUUAUGAAAUGUUAGAGGAGCUAAUGUUUAAUUUAGCGGUUAACGUGAUUCCAUUGUUGGACAACAAAAAGCAAACUUUUAAGCCGCUAAGUUUAUUACGAAACAGACUAAUUCAUGACUUUCAUAAAUACAGUGAUAAUCAGGAGCGAUUAAGGGAACUAAAGCAUCUUGCCUUGGAUUUAAAAUCAAAACUCUAUAAAUAUUUCUACGCCAGCAAAAUCCAUAAUGCAUUGAAAAGCACUUGCCUUCACAAAACUAGCGAGCAAAUAAACUUUGAACUAAUUAGAACAUUGCGAAAUUUCGAGGAAAACUUCGCCAACAAAACCAACGUCGUUGCAGCAACAAACGCAAAUAGUUUUGAAUUUGUUUUUGAACAGUCUAUUUUUUCAGAAAGGAGGGAAGAAAUCGAAAAACUAGUGCAUCAAUAUUGCAAAUUUAUUAUUCCCAUUGAACAUGAUCUUGAAAAUAAAGGUGCUUUGACAGGUGAAGAUGAUGAUAACAAUUUAAUUAAUUUGCAAAAAAGAGAGCUUUUUGAGGAAUUCUUAAAAAUUAAAGAUAACUAUUCUCAACACUGUGAAGAUGUCAGACAGGAGAAGCUUAUUGAGUUAAAAAAUAAGUUAAUCAUCUUAGGUAUAAGUGAACAUACCAUCACCAAAAUCUGGGAUUGUUAUGUUAACAAUGACCAUGUUUUUGAAGCGGAUACUGAAAGAGAGAUAAAACGAAUAAUCGACAGUAUUGCCGUUAUAAAACAUGUGCUGGUGAAUCUCACGGUGCCUUUCGAAACUGUUAUGUCUUCAUACGAGAUGAACGACUACAAAAGGAUGAAAGAACAGGUCGAAGGUAAUCAUAACGCAGACGAUAUAAUAGAUAAGUUCAAGUGCCUUCCUAGAGGAAAUUGUUUAAUGAGUAUUGGUGGAGAUGAAGUCAAAAUCAAUGUUGUCACCACUAUUGUUGGGGCAAUGAAUCUUUUUUAUAAAUUUUAUAAUAAAUACCGAAUUAAAUUCAACAACGCCAUUGAAGCAUUCAGUGAUGAAUACUUUCUCAGCAAAUUAGUAGAAAUAGACAUUAAAUUUAAUCCGGAGACUGAAUUAUAUGCGUUUUUGAUAGUGAAAAAGUUGUUGCAUAUUGAGUACACUGCCCCAUAUAUUGUGAAGGUACUUGAAGCAUUUCCGAACGUUCUGAUCGAAAAGGAAGAUUUGAAGAAAUUACUCGAAAAUCUUUGCGAAAAAGAUUGUCGUCUGCCAUAUUUGACAACUUUGGUAGAUGUUAGAAAGUCCGAUUCAAAUUUCAAUAUAUUCGAGGAAAUUUUAUCUUUAACUUUUAAAAUGGACUCCCUUAGUUCGAAAAUCUUGAAGCAUGUAAUGCAAGGAGCAGACAAUAUUGAAGGAAUUCUAAAGGUUGCGUCCGGCGGAGCAACAUUGUCCCAACUACGGCUUAUUUUUCUAACAUUACAAGGAGUCCUUAUCGAGUUGAUAUUUGAGAACAAGUUCACAGUAGCAGAAAAGAUAGUAGACCUUGAAAUAAUGCAAACACUUCGAGCGAGUUCAGUGGAUAGAGAAUUGACCAUAAUUUUCAACGAUUUAUUAUUAUUGGCUGCAAAAAUUAAAAACUUUUGUGGUAAAGACAGAAAUUUGCCUAAAUUAUACCAACAAUCUUUAGAUUUGCUAGGAAGCAUUAAACAUCCCAGCAAUUUGCAGGUAUUGCUCAGCAUGAGCCGAAGAGCAUAUACGAAUCAGUUAUUGAAUGAACUGGACGAAGCCUAUAUGGAAUAUCAACGUUUAUAUGAAGAGAUCAUAAAGUAUUGCUUGGACAUCAAUGAUUUGCCUAAACACGACGCCUCUGAGUUGCUUGAAAAAGUUUUAAAGACAGAUAAAUAUUUGAAUUUGAUGAUCGAUUCCGACCACGAUCAAAAAUAUUUGACCCUCUCGAGGAUUAAAGCUUCCAUGGCAUUCAUACUAGAAAUUCAACGGAAAUAUAAAGCAGCACUGUGCAUUUAUAGAGAUAUAUAUUGUACUCUAAGCAGCUUAGGAGAACCUAAAAUAAAUAUUUCACGCUCACUUAAAAGUAUCGCAAGAGUGGAAAGUUUUAUUGGAAAGAUUUAUUGCGAAGAAAAAACAUACGACUCGUUGAAAAUGGCUUCUGAAUAUUACAUGGAUUCUUUAAUUUCAUAUAUCAAAUUGCUAAAAAUUUAUAACACCUUAUAUGGUAGCAUCCAUCCCACUAUUCAGGCCACAAGUAGGCUAGUUAAGUUUAAUGUGCUUAAGCCCCUUAGAAAUGUUUGCAUUCAUCUGGCACAGUGCCGAGAAACCGAUGAAGCUACUAGGAGAGAUAUUUACAAUAAAACGGAAAAACUUAAGGAAGAACUAAAACUAAUUGAGUGUUGAUUCAAGGCAGCAUCAGCUUUGGCCACUUAUUUAAAAAGCACUUAACGACGUUUUAAAUUUAUUUUAAGUUUAUGUUUAUAUAAGAAUCAAUAAGUAGACUUUUACAACAACCUAUAAAUUGAACAUUUAAAAUAAAUCAUAAAAAAAAAACAUUUAUAUUGCAACAUGUGAUUCGGUUUUAACCAUUUCUAAUGUCUUUUAUUUCCCUUAGCAAAUUCUGAGCUAUCAUGCGUGGAAUCUCAUCUCCCAAAUUUCACCGCCCCAUCUUUCAGUCGCGAAAUUCUCUGCAAAAAAAAAUCGCCUGCCUCAGUAGCCAUGUAAGCCGCCACAAAACAAAAUUUGCCAACGCAGUUUAACGGGGCGUAAUCCGUGGUCGGGUCCUAAUCUUCCUCUCCCGUUUUUCCCAUUGCGUUUUUUUUUCUGAGAAAACAAAAGAAUCUUCGGCGAGUGUGCGUGGACGAGAAAAAAGGAAGGGGUGAUAGAAAGAGAACGCUUUUGCUGGCAAUAACGGGAUACAAGAAGAGAUCUCACAAGCAAUGGAGGCGGUCGCUAUACCUUUUGAUAUUUUGAUGCUAGAAUCGUCAAAUGAUAGUUUUUUCUAUCAUUCAUUAACAACACAGACAGCAGUACAAAUCUCGCUGAUUGAUUUU
Messenger RNA from Culex quinquefasciatus (southern house mosquito), 4773 nucleotides. RefSeq lists its product as uncharacterized. Bases 254 to 4123 code for a protein of 1289 amino acids. NCBI's taxonomy places the organism in Eukaryota, Metazoa, Arthropoda, Insecta, Diptera, Culicidae. The record is from RefSeq and is a predicted model, not a curated record. The transcript has 2 exons. Gene Ontology annotation, molecular function: protein binding.